Neopsephotus bourkii (Bourke's parrot) is the source of this 3498-nucleotide messenger RNA. Its product is annotated as protein-glutamine gamma-glutamyltransferase 6-like. Bases 922 to 3012 code for a protein of 696 amino acids. The transcript is spliced from 13 exons. Gene Ontology annotation, biological process: peptide cross-linking. The record is from RefSeq and is a predicted model, not a curated record. Gene Ontology annotation, molecular function: protein-glutamine gamma-glutamyltransferase activity. Lineage: Eukaryota; Metazoa; Chordata; Aves; Psittaciformes; Psittacidae.
CAGCUGUUGGAGCUGAAUGGCUGCUGUUCUUCCAGUUUGUGGGGGUUUUACUUAGUUGUUUUUUCUUCCAAACUUGAAAUUCAGACUUACUUAAGUCUUUACUGAGUGCUAAAACACGACCAGUGCAGCUGCAUGAUCUUAAACAGCUAAAUAUUCCUUGCCCCAACAAUGAUACUUUAUUAUCUGUAUCUUAAGCAAGGGUACAGAAAUAUGUUCAGAGUUGUGAAGCUAGACAGGCUUAGAGUUUGUACUGAUUAAAAACUUUUCACAGUUAAUCGUUUGGGGGUUCUUUUUGAAAUAAAACUUUUGCUGAAAGAGUAGUACGGAGCUGACCAGCGUAACAGGUAAACAGACAUUUGUUUCUGUUGAGAGUUUAUAAUUUCACAUAAAGCAGGAGGCAAUUUGAGAUAAUUUGAGACCAAAAAAAAACCCUUUAAAACAAACUCACAGCUGCUUAGCAAAACCAGAAGUGACAUUAAGCAAUCUGGAAGUUAAGUAAUCAGGAAAUGCUCCUUUUUCUUUCGUAUGGCUUUUAUGUCCCACCACACUCCCCAUUUCCUCAUCCUUAAAGAUAACUUAUUCAUGGCACACCUAUUAUCCUUUGUAGGAAGUUCUUCUUGUCUUGGAAUUAAUGAGAAUGCAUUUCCUCUGAGUAAAUAAUUUGGUAUCUCCUCCCAUAAUUACACCCACAUUGAGUAGGAACAUUGGCAUUAGGCAUACAUAUAUUAUAGGAACUAGUUAAUUCAUUUGACAAGUCUACAGGCAUUAAUAACAACUGCUGUACCUCUCCUCUCAAAUUUCAGCUGACAGCACAAAAAGAUUGCUGGUUGUUGGUCUUUUGGGUUUUUUUAUGAUUAACGUGACUUGGACAUCCUUGAAGAACAAAGUAGAAGUUGUAUGCAAUUCUCAUAAGCUAAGGGAAUGGCAGACCUGACACCAACACAUAUCAGCUGGCAGCCAUCAAUAAAUGCAAGUGCACACCGUACUGACAGAUACGCCAACACUGAGUUGACUGUGAGGCGAGGACAAGCCUUCACUAUUACUCUGUACUUCAACAGACCAAAGCAGAAAGGAGAGAGCCUAACAUUUGUCACUGAAAUCGGACCAUCCCCCUCGGAAUCUCAGCGUACAAAGGCUGUAUUUAACCUCUCUGAGGUGGGAGCGAAUGGCUGGAGUGCUGUUCAAGGACCCAGUGAGGCUGGUUAUAUGAACUUUACAAUAUCCAGCCCAGCCAAUGCUGUCAUUGGACGAUACAAUCUGAUCCUCCAUGUAACCUCAGGGAACAAGAUCUUCUCCAGAUUUCUGGGGCAGUUUGUGUUACUCUUCAACCCUUGGUGCCCAGGUGAUGAUGUCUACAUGGAUAAUGAAAAUGAGAGACAAGAAUAUGUCCUAAAUGAAAAUGGAAUAAUCUUUGUGGGUAAUGCAAAGUACAUAGAAGCAAGAGGAUGGUACUACGGGCAGUUUCAAGAUCACCUUCUGAACAUCUGUCUCACCAUGCUUGAUCUGAGCCUGUACUAUCGUCAGGACCCAGCCAUUGAUGUAUCCCGAAGAGGAGACCCUAAAUAUGUAGGCCGAGUAAUCAGUUCUAUGAUCAAUGGAAAUGAUAAUGAUAAUGGAGUUCUCCUGGGAAAGUGGCAAGGAAGUUUCCAUUCAGAUGAGAAUCCAUCCAGAUGGGAUGGUAGUGUGGUAAUCCUCCAGAAAUGGCGUCAGGACAACUACAAGCCUGUUCAGUAUGGCCAGUGCUGGGUUUUUGCAGGCGUCAUGUGUACAGUUCUAAGGUGCCUGGGGAUUCCUACUCGUUUGGUUUCAAAUUUUAACUCUGCCCAUGAUGUGGACAGAAACCUGAGUAUUGAUAAGUACUAUGACAGCUCUGGAAAGAGUCUUAAUAUCGGCAAGGACUCCACAUGGGAUUAUCAUGUCUGGAAUGAAAGCUGGUUCAUUCGCCCAGACCUAGGAACAUCAUACAAUGGGUGGCAGGUUUUGGAUGCGACUCCACAAGAACAAAGUAAAGGAUUAUUUCAGUGUGGUCCUGCAUCUGUGAGAGCCAUCAAAGAAGGUGAUGUAGACUUGGAUUAUGACACAUUAUUUGUUUAUACGGAGGUGAAUGCUGAUUGCAACAGAUGGAUUGUAUACAAUGAUGGAACUAAGAAAAGAGUUUAUUGUGAUACCGAAAUAAUUGGCAGGUUUAUCAGCACCAAAGCUGUGGGCAGCAACUCCCGUGUGGAUGUCACCUAUAGUUACAAAUAUCCAGAAGGUUCUCCUGAGGAAAGACGAAUUUAUAAAAAGGCCUUGGCCAAGAUAUUUGGGCCAAACAUCACAGAAGGACACAGAGAAUCUCCAGAUGAAAGGCCCUCAGAGAAUAUUAGAAACCCUGGGAUCUCUGGGAAAUUCAAGCUGGCUGAACCUCCAGUAUUUGGCAAAGACAUUACCCUGAUCUUAAUUCUCAGUAACCUAUCUUUUGACCCCAAGACUGUGAAGGUGGACAUGAAUGCGUCAGCCAUCCUGUACACAAGGAGAGCAGUGGCAGAGAUCCUGAAGGCAACCACUUCUGUGGAUCUUGGUUCUAAACAAGGGAAACAUAUCCGAUUAAAGAUCCCUUAUUCUUAUUAUGGAAAAUACCUGACUACCGACAAAAGGAUCCAAGUUACUGCUUUGUGUGAAGUCAUCCACAUGCAUGGGGUAAAGUUGCUGGUGGAGAAGACAAUCAUUUUAGAGGACACAAACAUUAUCAUUAAGAUUCCUCGGCGGGUUGUAGUGAACAAAGCUGUUUCUCUAGAGAUCUCAUACGCCAAUCCCCUUCCUGAACCUGUGAACCGCUGUGUACUGCUAGUGACUUUGAUGAAUCAACAGGUCAAGAUACAUCUGGCACCACUGGCACCAAGAGAGAGAUCAAAAAUUUAUUUUGAAUUCACACCUCGCAGGACUGGGCCCUUACAGCUGCAAGUAGACUUCUCUUGUGACAAAUUUUCACAUGUCAAGGGAUUUGUAACCAUUGCAGUAGCAUCUGCAUAAUGCAGUGGAAUCAAUCUCCUGUUUCAGCAUUAACCUGGCAAGACAUCUUCCUCUAUACAGGGACAGUAAUGACAGCAAGGAACUUACCACAAAAGUUGGUGACCUCUUACACUGCAAUAGAAUCAAGUCUCCUGCUUUCACAGUGAUUAAUUCUGUAGUCUGUAAUUGUUUGGGGUUUGUUGGUUUGUUUUUUUGUCCUCUUGUCUAGAAAAUUGAAGUCCCUUUCUGUAGAAAUAGUCCCACUGUUUUAUCAAAUGUCAUUGUGUUAGGCUCCUUGUUUUGACUUUUCCAUCAGAUUAUUAAUACAGUCUGUUUUCAAGCACAUUCUAAUUGUCAGCAAUAAAUAAAUCUAUUCCUAGAACCGUAUUCUUUUGUAAUGAAUUGUAUAUUCCAUGGAAAUAUUAUGAGAAAUCACAAGAUUGAGGAUGAUGCUUUUCCCUUCAUUUCUCAAGCUUCUUACCUAAAGAAGUAGAAAAUCUAAUUUCU